AUGUCUCUUCACUACCUUCCCCCCGUCAAGCCCUCGGCCAUCGCCAUCGGCACAGCUUUCAACCAGGCUGCCGAGCUUGCAGUCCUCACCCCUCUGUUCGGCGCGACAUACAACCGCGCCAAGGCGGCCAACACCAAGGAGGAGUUCCUGCGCUCCAAGGAGGCAUCAUCGGCCGCCGUGGCCUGGGGAACCUCGCUCAUCGGCUCGGCCCUGCAGAGCUACGGUGUCGGCGCCCUGAUCAAUGCUACAGGCACUCUCAGCUACAAGGGCUCCGCGUAUCUGGGCGGUCUGAUCUUCGCUGCCACUGCCGCUCCUGGCUACAUCACCCAGCUGCUCCUGGAGAAGCGCCCUCUCGAGACUGUCGGCGUCAGCGUCUUGGCCAAGGUUUUCGAGACUGUUGGUCUGGCUAUGACACUCACCUGGUGGGGAACUCGCACCAACCCUUUCGAGUAA
This is a messenger RNA of Gaeumannomyces tritici R3-111a-1, 453 nucleotides long. RefSeq lists its product as hypothetical. Lineage: Eukaryota; Fungi; Ascomycota; Sordariomycetes; Magnaporthales; Magnaporthaceae. The coding region runs from base 1 to 453 and encodes 150 amino acids. The record is from RefSeq and is a predicted model, not a curated record. The transcript has 4 exons.